UGACAGACGAUCCUGUGCUGGGGUUUUCAUCCUUCCUCCUUCAGUGUGAAUGAGUGUGUGCAGCAGGGUCAUCUCUGAAUCCUGCUCCUGCCUGUCAGAGAUCUGUGAGUCUGACGGCAUCGACAGCGAAAACAAUUCACGAGAUGAAACCUGGUCGCGCCAAACGUCCUGAACUGACAGGCAUUUAAAAACAUUCUGAAAUGGACGCCGUGAUUUCCUGAUAAAUAAACAGUGAGUUUUCUCUGGUGGCCUCCUCCCAUCAGUGAUGAAGAUGAUGAUGAUGAUCCAUCGGUCUUUAAUAAUCCCUCCCUGUUUCACGCUCCAACGAUUUGCUUCAGCAGGAAUUUUAUCACAUCAAGAUGAAGAUUUCACUGAGCCUUUAAAGAGCAGGAGGCCAGUGUGUGUGUGUGUGUGUUCAGUGCUGACCUGAGAUCAGAGCGGAGCUUCUCAAACCUCCUGCAGGAACCAGGACUCGCUGUGAACCCGAUGGCAACGAUGAUGAGGAGCGUGGACUUCCACUGCCAGUCCAACAACACCGACCACCGCACCAUCGAGAUCACAGAGAAGCAGCUGAUCGUGAGACGGGGCCAGUCCUUCCUCCUGACCCUGAACAUGACGCAGCCUUUCGGUGACUGCGACAUGCUGGUCCUCACCGUGGAGACAGGCUCCUUUCCAUCAGAGACGUGUGGUACUCGCUCUCAGUUUGGUAACCCCUCUCCCAUGUACGCCAGCGACGUCAAGGCGAUAUGGAAGUACAGUAUGGACAGAAGAGCCGACCUGUCCAGGGGCGUGGUGACCUUGUCCGUGACCCCACCAGCUGAUGCUCCUGUGGGCAAGUACUCGCUGUCUGCUCAGACCAGGAUGGGAAAGACCAUACUGGGAACACUGGUAGUGCUCUUCAAUCCCUGGUGCUCAGAUGACUGGGUGUAUCUUCCUCACGAGGGGGAAAGACAAGAGUACGUGAUGAACGAACAGGGACUCAUCUAUGUGGGGACAUCAGACUUUCCCUGCCCUCGGGACUGGGUCUUUGGACAGUUUGAGGAGGACAUGGUGGACAUAUGUCUCAAGAUACUGGACGUCAACCCAAAGCACAUGAAGGACCCUGCUGAUGACGUCUCUGCUCGCUGCAACCCCAUCUACGUUAGCCGUGUGAUCAGCGCCAUGAUCAACUGCUGCGAUGAUCUGGGCGUGUUAUCUGGAGGAUGGGAUGGUAACUAUGGUGACGGAGAAAAUCCCAGCUCCUGGCUCGGCAGCGUUCGCAUCCUUCGGAGGUGGUUUAAAACAAACUGCCACCCCGUGAAGUACGGCCAGUGCUGGGUGUUUGCUGGUGUGAUGUGUACAGUCAUGCGGUUCUUCGGGAUCCCGUGUCGUGUGGUCACAAACUUCAAGUCAGCGCACGACACAAACAACAACCUCAGCAUCGAUGAGUAUUACGGCGUCCGAGGAGCUCAACCCAAGGAGGGCCGAGACAGCGUCUGGAACUUCCACGUGUGGGUGGAGGGAUGGAUGAAGCGACCAGACCUGGAGAAAGCUGAGCUCUAUGACGGCUGGCAGGUCCUGGAUCCCACACCUCAGGAAAAGAGUGAAGGACAGUUCUGCUGUGGUCCAGCUCCAGUCUCCGCCGUCCUCCAGGGCGACACCAACCUGAAGUACGACGUGCCAUUUGUGUUUGCAGAGGUCAACGCUGACGUUGUCAAGUGGAUGGUCUGGGCUGAUGGGUCAAAGAUGAAAAUGAGCUCCGACACCACGACAGUGGGUCAGAACAUUUCUACCAAGGCCGUGGGCUACAACCUGAGAAACGAUAUCACGGACAGCUACAAAUACCGAGAGGGCAGUGCACAGGAGAGGGAAGUCUACAGCCGCGCAGUCAGGAGAGUGAACUCCGGAGACGGUCAAGCAGCUGAUGGAGGGAAGGAGCCGCUGAAGGUGCAGAUGAAAAUCGAAAAGGACUCUGGAGUGCAGAGCGGGCAGGACAUUAAUCUGAAGCUGAGGCUGUGCAACAGAGAUUACUCCAACAAGACCAUGUCCAUCUACGUCAACGCCCAGGGCAUGAGGUACAACGGCGUACCAGCAUGUCACAUCCUGAACAGUGUGCAGGAGAAGCUGCUGCUGGUUGCACGAGAGGUGAUCAUACCUGUCCAGAUCCCGUUCAUGGCCUACAGUCACCACAUGGUGAACUGUGACAGCAUGAGGGUCUCGGUCGUGGCCGUAGACAAACAGAAGCAAAGCGACAUCUACGAGUCUGAGAUCGACGUCUCCCUGCCGCAGCCUCCCAUCACCAUGAGGGUUGUGGGUGAGGCCCGUCUCUUCCAACCCAUGAUGAUGGAGGUGAAGUUCACCAACACGCUGAGCGUCGCGCUGACGAACUGCUCUCUGACCGUCACCGGAAGCGGCAUGUACAAAUUUGAGCGCGUGGAGAGUAUCGUCAGGGAGCUGCCGCCCAACAAAACUCUGAAGGUUCAGAUCACUACGGUCCCCCACAAGCUCGGACCCAGGGUCGUGGUGGCCGACUUCGACUGCAGCGCCUUCAGGGACGUGAUGGGCAGCUGCAUCGUGGACGUCAGGCCCUGAAGCUCCGCUCGGUCCUGGACCUAAAAUAAACAUAUUAUUUUUCAGGCUGGGGUUUUAGGUUUUUCUUUUCCACAUAAAAUAAAUUUUAAGUUUUAUUGUUUGUGUGAUCCACUUACAGAUGAAUCAUUCAUAUCAUUUAUUAAUCAAAGAUUUUCUCGUUCCAGCUUGUUUGAAGGCUGAUUAUUAGUUGACCGGUUGGUCGACUGGUCGCUUUGGGAAUGUUGUUUUACACAUUUCUCUGUAUUUCCUUCACUCUUCAUGUUUGAAAACUGUAUUUUCACAUCACACUGUCCAUUAACUCUCACAUUAAUUUACCAAACCAACCUGAAACCAUGCGAUGGAGGACGAUGAGAAAUUUCAGAUCCGAGGUGCAUGUUCCUUUAAAAGUGGUAAAUGUGUUUGUGAAAUCAUGACUGUAAUCGUAGAGCUAUAAAAUCUGAAUACAUGCACAGAGCUGUUUGCUGGUGCUGUUUACUGAGAUUUAAUUAAAGAGUGUUUU
Toxotes jaculatrix (banded archerfish) is the source of this 3070-nucleotide messenger RNA. RefSeq names its product protein-glutamine gamma-glutamyltransferase 2-like. Gene Ontology annotation, molecular function: protein-glutamine gamma-glutamyltransferase activity. NCBI's taxonomy places the organism in Eukaryota, Metazoa, Chordata, Actinopteri, Toxotidae. Gene Ontology annotation, biological process: peptide cross-linking. The transcript has 15 exons. The record is from RefSeq and is a predicted model, not a curated record. The coding region runs from base 487 to 2571 and encodes 694 amino acids.